Scutellospora calospora is the source of this 303-nucleotide messenger RNA. The record is from the annotation of a GenBank genome assembly. Lineage: Eukaryota; Fungi; Glomeromycota; Glomeromycetes; Diversisporales; Gigasporaceae.
GCUCCAGAACUCACUAAAGAUAUAGAAAUUGAAGAGACUAGAGACUUACAAUCUGAAAUUAGUUUACCUUUGGAAUUAUCAUCUCAAAAAUCAGACCUAACAAAACAUGUAAUGCAUAAACCUACAGCUGAUAAAGAACAUAUUAUUAAAAAGCUUAAAGAAUAUAAAGAUUCUACUAUAUUGCUCAGUAAAGUUCUUGAUAAGCUAGUUGAAAAUUGUUAUCACAUACUAAUUAUUGGACAUAAAAACAAAUUUGGAAUUGAUGGUAUACCAGAUAUUGAAGACAUAUAUAAAGUUAUUUAA